AUGUUUAAUGCCGCUACUUUAUAUUUCUCUGGUGGUGCUGGUAAAAAAGAUGAAGCAUUGGGAAAAAAUAUAUUAGAGCAGCUGCUUAUAAACAGCAUAAGAAAGCUAUUGAAUAUUGCAAGAAAAAUGGGUAUACCUAAAGGUAUAUUACUUAAGUGUAUGGAAUAA
Messenger RNA from Funneliformis mosseae, 168 nucleotides. The record is from the annotation of a GenBank genome assembly. NCBI's taxonomy places the organism in Eukaryota, Fungi, Glomeromycota, Glomeromycetes, Glomerales, Glomeraceae.